AUGUCAGGCUUCGGUGACUUCACCAACAUCUGCCACAUGGUGCCACUGCCACUGUGCGCAUCCAUCGGACCUGCCACCGAGGUAACCAGCGGUGUCGGUAUCGAGCCGGACUGCUAUGCGCGUAACAUCGAGCUGGCAAACACCAUCAUCUUCGAGGGUGCUGCUAGCGCCAUGCAUAUCGUUGCCCUCCUCAUGACCGUCGUCAUGAUCUUGCAUAUUCGCGGCAAGUUCACUGCUGUUGGCCGCAAGGAAAUCCUCAUGUUCUUCUACAUCUACAUGCUUCUCAGCUUCAUCUCCCUUUGCGUCGACGCCGGUGUCGUCCCUCCGGGUUCCGAUCCCUAUCCCUACUUUGUCUCCGUGCAGAAUGGCUUGACAUCGGCUUUGGUCACUUGCUUACUAAUCAACGGCUUCGUCGGGUUCCAGCUGUACGAGGACGGCACUCUGCUCUCCGUCUGGCUGCUGCGCGUCUGCUCCUUGGCCGCCUUUGCCAUAUGCUUCCUGGUUUCGCUGGCCACUUUCAAGUCGUGGGUCGGCCUGGGACCUACCAACACGGUCGGCCUCUUCGUCGUCCUGUACUUGCUGAACGCCAUCGAGCUUUUCAUCUAUGUCGCUCUGCAGAUCCUUCUCGUCGUUAGGACUCUGCAGGACCGCUGGCCCCUGGGCGACAUCGCCUUUGGUCUCUUCUUCUUCAUUGUCGGACAGGUCAUUCUGUAUGCUGCCAGCACCCAGAUUUGCACCGCCGUCAGCCACUACCUUGACGGCCUCUUCUUCGCCACCAUCUGCAACCUCUUGGGCGUCAUGAUGGUGUACAAGUACUGGGAUUCCAUUACUCGCGAGGACCUCGAGUUCUCUGUUGGUACUAGGAUGAACAAUUGGGAGGUCAAGGAGCUGUUGCCUGAGGAAGACCGCCAUACGGCCAUGUACGCCGAGGACCCUUACGGUCACGCUGGCGGCUACGACCACUCGUACUCCCCAUCGCCGGCCCCGGCGCGUUACUCUGCUCGUUACUGA
Messenger RNA from Colletotrichum graminicola M1.001, 1011 nucleotides. RefSeq names its product chitin synthase export chaperone. Gene Ontology annotation, cellular component: endoplasmic reticulum membrane. Bases 1 to 1011 code for a protein of 336 amino acids. Lineage: Eukaryota; Fungi; Ascomycota; Sordariomycetes; Glomerellales; Glomerellaceae. Gene Ontology annotation, biological process: protein folding. The record is from RefSeq and is a predicted model, not a curated record. The transcript has 3 exons.